AAGUUGCGGUCGUUAACGUAAACAAAGCCCCAGCCGCUCCAUAGGCCAAGUGACGCAGCAAACACGAAACUCCCUUAAUCCAUUUGAUUCUCAUUCUCAAACCGGGGAGUGAGCCGCCGGCCCGUUGCCAUGGUAAAGACGAGCAGUGGGUGGCACCCGAAUCGGCCGUCCACACCUUACGUAAGAGUCCUCCCCUGUAUUCUCUCCCGCCCCCAAGCUCGUAAUUCCCAGGAACACCCAGAAACAUCCCGAAAGUUCUGAAGCGGGGCGGGACGUCUGCGAUCAUUGGUUGGAGUUGUUUUGGGGGCGGGCCUGAGCGCCUAGAGGCCUCAUCCAGGGCGAGAAAUCCCUGGAAAAUUCUUGAACGGGAGGGGGAAAGGGAGGGGCACACCGCCCCAUGAGCGCUGUGAUUGGCUGAGACAUGCGAAAAGGUGGGUCCUUAGGAGAAUAUAUAAAUACUGAGCCCUGCAGCGGCUUCUGACAGCUUGCGAACUGGAGAAACUGCGCCACAGAAGUUUCUGAUUUCUCACGGGAGAUCGCGACUCCAAGACGCCCGCGACACAGGCAGAAUCGUAGCCUCCUGGAAGAUCCCGAGUUAAGGAGCGUUCUUCCGGGUCUCCUGCGCUCCGGCAACAGGAACAGGUUGUGUGCGUGCCGUGCCUGCGGUUUCCUGGGCUGAGCUUCAGAACCAGAGUUCCGGAGAAAUUCCCAAGAUGUCGUCUGCCAAAGCUACCGCCAUUGGCAUCGACCUGGGCACCACCUACUCUUGCGUGGGGGUGUUCCAGCAUGGCAAGGUGGAGAUCAUUGCCAAUGACCAGGGCAACCGCACCACUCCCAGCUAUGUGGCCUUCACAGACACAGAGAGACUUAUUGGGGAUGCGGCCAAAAACCAGGUGGCCAUGAACCCCCAGAACACAGUCUUUGAUGCCAAAAGGCUAAUUGGCCGCAAAUUUGGAGAUUCGGUGGUGCAGUCUGAUAUGAAGCACUGGCCCUUCCAGGUGAUAAAUGAUGGGGGCAAGCCUAAAGUUCAAGUGUCCUACAAAGGUGAGAACAAGGCCUUCUACCCUGAAGAGAUCUCCUCCAUGGUGUUGACCAAGAUGAAGGAGACUGCCGAGGCCUACUUGGGCUACUCCAUCACCAAUGCUGUCAUCACUGUCCCUGCCUAUUUUAAUGACUCUCAACGCCAGGCCACCAAGGAUGCUGGGGUGAUUGCUGGCCUCAAUGUGCUGAGAAUCAUCAAUGAACCUACAGCAGCUGCCAUUGCUUAUGGCCUGGACCGGUCUGGUAAGGGUGAAAGAAAUGUCCUCAUUUUUGACCUGGGUGGGGGCACUUUUGAUGUCUCCAUUCUCACCAUUGAUGAUGGGAUUUUUGAGGUGAAAGCCACUGCUGGAGACACCCACCUGGGUGGGGAGGACUUUGAUAACCGAAUGGUGAACCACUUCGUUGAGGAAUUCAAGCGAAAACAUAAGAAGGAUAUCAGCCAGAACAAGCGUGCUGUGAGAAGACUUCGAACAGCCUGUGAGAGAGCUAAGAGAACCCUGUCUUCUAGCACUCAAGCCAGCCUGGAAAUUGAUUCAUUGUUUGAGGGUAUUGACUUCUACACAUCCAUUACCCGUGCUAGGUUUGAAGAAUUGUGCUCAGAUCUGUUCCGGGGGACCCUGGAGCCUGUAGAGAAAGCCCUGAGAGAUGCCAAGAUGGACAAGGCUCAGAUCCAUGACAUUGUCCUUGUGGGUGGCUCUACCAGAAUCCCCAAGGUGCAGAAACUACUGCAAGAUUUCUUCAAUGGCAGAGACCUGAACAAGAGUAUCAACCCUGAUGAGGCUGUGGCCUAUGGAGCAGCAGUGCAGGCAGCCAUUCUGAUGGGUGACAAAUCAGAGAAAGUGCAGGACCUGUUGCUGCUGGAUGUGGCACCACUUUCCCUGGGGCUGGAGACAGCAGGAGGUGUGAUGACAGCACUGAUCAAACGCAACUCCACCAUCCCCACCAAGCAGACCCAGAUUUUCACCACCUAUUCUGACAACCAGCCAGGUGUCCUGAUCCAGGUGUAUGAAGGAGAACGGGCCAUGACCAAAGACAACAACCUCCUGGGUCGUUUUGACCUGAGUGGCAUCCCUCCUGCUCCUCGAGGUGUCCCCCAGAUUGAGGUGACCUUUGACAUUGAUGCCAAUGGAAUUCUCAAUGUCACAGCUGUGGAUAAGAGCACAGGCAAAGCCAACAAGAUCACCAUCACCAAUGAUAAAGGGCGCCUGAGCAAGGAAGAAGUGGAAAGAAUGGUACAAGAUGCAGAGAAGUAUAAAGCUGAGGAUGAGGCCCAGAGGGAGAAAGUUUCUGCCAAGAAUGCUCUGGAAUCUUAUGCUUUCAACAUGAAAAGUGCAGUGGAAGAUGAAGGCCUGAAGGGCAAGAUUAGUGAGGAAGACAAGAGAAAGGUGCUGGAGAAAUGCCAGGAGGCUAUUUCUUGGCUUGAUGCCAACCAGCUGGCUGAGAAAGAAGAGUUUGAGCAUAAGAGGAAGGAGUUGGAGCAGGUGUGUAACCCUAUCAUUACAGGUCUUUACCAGGGAGCUGGGGGUCCCCCUGGGGGAAGUUGUGGGCCUCAGUCUCAGCAUUCAAGCUCUGGAACAGGCCCCACUAUUGAAGAGGUGGACUAAAUGUACUCUUUCUUCCACCACUGGACUAUGUCACACUUCUGAGAUUCUAGGAAUUUGGGGAAUUUUUGCUUUCAUUUCGAUUUUCCUCCUUUAAUAUAUAUAAUAUAUAAUCAUUAUGAAAUAUAAUUAUAGCCCUCUGUUCUUUUAAUAAGUGUUUCAUUUUUUCUUGUCCCUUUCCCAAACUCAGGAGUGAAUCAACACUGCCUCCUCUGUUUGUCUUGCUGUGUAGUGCACUUGUUCAUAACAAAUAUUUUCUAUUUUUAUUUUCAGUAGUUAAUGGCUUAGAACACUGGAAAAAUAAACUAUCAAAAUGAA
Molecule: messenger RNA, 2960 nt
Organism: Trichosurus vulpecula (common brushtail)
Lineage: Eukaryota; Metazoa; Chordata; Mammalia; Diprotodontia; Phalangeridae
Product: heat shock 70 kDa protein 1A
Exons: 1
Coding region: 714-2645 (643 amino acids)
Biological process (GO): protein refolding; cellular response to unfolded protein
Cellular component (GO): blood microparticle; vesicle; cytoplasm
Molecular function (GO): ubiquitin protein ligase binding; misfolded protein binding; heat shock protein binding
Source: RefSeq, a predicted model, not a curated record